Pantherophis guttatus is the source of this 2256-nucleotide messenger RNA. RefSeq names its product sodium/potassium transporting ATPase interacting 3 (gene NKAIN3). Gene Ontology annotation, biological process: regulation of sodium ion transport. NCBI's taxonomy places the organism in Eukaryota, Metazoa, Chordata, Lepidosauria, Squamata, Colubridae. The record is from RefSeq and is a predicted model, not a curated record.
GCCGCUGAACGCGAGGGCGCCCUUAAACCCGCCGCCCCUUGACUUUUCGCUCUUCCCACGGGAACACCUGCCGGCUCUUUCGCAGUCGGGUUCCCGGCCAAAGGUCCCUGCAGAGCCAUUCACGUUUCCUUUCUUCGGCCAUUGACAAUUCCGAAACCCCGCCCUCCCGCUCGCCGGUUUCACCAUUCACAAGUCUCAUUCAUAGACACCACACGCCGAGACACACGCGCACCCCCCCCCCACACCCGCUCCUCUCCCUCCCUCCUCCCCUCCCUUCAGCCACACGCCCACCCUCAGCCUCCCCCUCCAGCUGAGGGACACUAGCAAGCGCUGGAUGCCUCGCUCCGCUGCCGAGCUGUUCUCCUGAGCUCCUUCCCCGGGGCCGAGGCGAAGGAAAUUCCCCCUCCCUGCUUCUAAACAAAGGGAUUUAACCGGCGCACGAGGCGAGAGCAGCGGGGAGGGGGGGCGCGUCUGUCCGGAUGUGGUGAGGGCUGUGCUGUGCCUGGCUUGGGCUCGGAGGGAACUGCAGAAACGGGAAAACGGCGCCCCCGGCUCCGGCGAGCUUCUACCAUGGGAUGCUGCACUGGGCGCUGUACGCUGAUCUUCCUUUGCACGCUGCAGCUGCUAGCAGCACUGGAGAGACAAAUCUUUGACUUUCUGGGAUUCCAGUGGGCUCCCAUCCUUGGCAAUUUCCUGCAUAUAAUAGCUGUUAUUUUGGGUUUGUUUGGAACCAUCCAAUACAGACCUCGGUAUAUAGUUCUGUACUCCAUUUGGACUGCUCUCUGGGUCACAUGGAAUGUUUUCAUUAUCUGCUUUUAUUUGGAAGUAGGUGGUCUAUCUAAGGAAACAGAUCUCAUGACCUUUAACAUCUCAAUGCAUCGAUCUUGGUGGCGAGAACAUGGGCCAGGCUGCAUACGAAGAGUGGUGCGCCCUUCAGCUCCUGGGAUCAUAGAUGAUAUUUCCUAUGUCUCUGUGACAGGUUGCAUAAUUGACUUUCAGUACCUAGAGGUCAUUCAUAGUGCCAUCCAAAUUCUACUCUCCUUGAUUGGCUUUGUUUAUGCCUGUUAUGUGAUUAGUGUUUUUAUGGAAGAAGAGGACAGCAGUAAAUACUGAUAUACACCUUCCAAUCUCUGGAGCCACAACUUUGGGGUUGAAAGAAAGAAUCAGCACUCAUGCCGUGCUUACGCUUAGCAGUAUUAUGAGGAGGAACCAGGCUUUGCACAAAAGCCCAAUUGUGCAAGACUAUCUCAUGGAAGAAACAUGGCUUCAUUAUGUUCAACCUGGACUAUGGAUUCCUCUCCUGAUAUGUGGCUGCAUUUCUCAGUCACCACCUCAGAUUCCUUAUUAGUGUUGUAAAUGAAGCCUUCUUAGAUAAUCUUGAAUUUUUCUUUACUCACUUUUAUGACAACUUGUACAUUGUAACUUUUUUCCUUUUUGAAGUUUUUUAAAACAAAAUAUCUAGUGUUUAUGGCAUGAAAACAGUGGAGCGUGUGAAAGAGUGUUCUUUUUCCAGAAUUUCACCAUAGUUUUGGAAUAAGACAACUGUACUGUAUUUGCAUGUGCUAGUAAUUAUUUGCCAUACAAAGACCACACCCACACCCACAGACACACUUUCCCCAAAAGCUCCCAGCUCUGAUGAAAUGAACAGGAGGGAAGGCAAGGAUGAUAAAAUUGUGACAUCCAACUAAACACAACACUAGCCUUUUCUAUAGAAUCCCACUUAAUUACAGACAUACUGUAGGAAUUGAUCAGUAAAAGUGGUUUUCCAAUUGUUACAAUGAUCAAUAUCAUUGAGCUCAAGUCUAUGCAUGAUUGCUCCAAUGUAAGCCUCCCUUAGUUCAAUUGUGUUUUUCCCCAAUGACAAUUGCAUAAGGUUUGCAAGGUAAUUUGCAUAUGGCUGCUUCUCCCAUAUGCCUUUCUGAUUCCAAGAUGCAUUCCUUCUAGCUGUUGUAAUUGACAGAGAAGUAUUUCAUUCUUCAGAAUUUAGGGCAGAUGUGUGUAAUUUGCACAUUUUUUAAAUCUCCUUAGAAGGAGCCAAACAUGAAUGUGUACAACAUUGGGAUCAAGGGGAGGCACCAACUACAGCCUUAUAAGCCUCAGAAAAUUCUUGAGGGCCUUAAUGUAAAAGCUGAACAGAAGGCAUUCAUUAUGAAGAUAUGUACAAAAAAAAUGUAAAUUUAUCUGUAAAUAACUUUAGAAUAUGUAUUAAUGUGGCAUUUUGAUUUCUUCCAAUAAUAUAAAAAGGGAGUCAUAAAA